Asterias rubens (European starfish) is the source of this 1030-nucleotide messenger RNA. RefSeq names its product HD domain-containing protein 2-like. The transcript is spliced from 6 exons. The coding region runs from base 121 to 696 and encodes 191 amino acids. NCBI's taxonomy places the organism in Eukaryota, Metazoa, Echinodermata, Asteroidea, Forcipulatida, Asteriidae. Gene Ontology annotation, cellular component: cytoplasm. Gene Ontology annotation, molecular function: 5'-deoxynucleotidase activity. The record is from RefSeq and is a predicted model, not a curated record.
CGGCUACCUUGUAAAUCCAGUUCUUCCAGUCUUCACAGUCAUACUUUCGGUUCAGACACUUCCAGCAUAUUUUGUUAUUUUUAGCAGGGUUCUCCAACACUUCAGAAUUAAACCAUUACAAUGGCAACAAGUGUAAAAAGUACCAUCGAAUUCAUGCGACUUGUGGGCCAGUUAAAACGUGUGAAAAGAACAGGGUGGGUGAACUCCAAAGUGGAAGAGCCAGAGAGUGUAGCUGACCACAUGUACAGAAUGGCAGUUUUGGCCAUGCUCAUUCCAGAGGGGCAAGGAUUGAGAAGGGAUCAUUGUGUGAAGAUGGCCAUAGUUCAUGAUCUGGCAGAGUCGAUUGUUGGUGAUAUUACACCUUUAGACGGAGUAAGCAAAGAAGACAAAUACAAACGGGAAAAGGAUGCCAUGAACCACAUCGGCAGCCUGAUUAAUCCUGAUGUAGGUUCAGAGCUAUGUGCAUUAUGGCAGGAAUACGAGGACUGUGCUACUCAAGAAGCCAAAUUUGUCAAAGAUUUGGACAAGUUUGAGAUGGUCCUGCAGGCUUUUGAGUACGAAACACUUCAGAACAGACCGAAGCAGUUGCAAGACUUCUUUGAUUCUACAAAAGGGAAAUUUAUGCAUCCGACUGUAAUAGACUGGGUCCAGGAGGUUUACAGGCAAAGGGAAGGUCAAUCGGAGGAAACCAGUUGAUGUCGCUUCCCUACAACGCUGAUCAUGAUCGGUUUAGAGGUCGAGGUAGAAAAAAUCUCCGUACUAACCCGGUGACCAAUCAUGUGCUUGAGGAUCUUCCUCCAUGAUACAUAAUGUCGCUUCCAGCCUCAUAACGCUGAUCAUGAUUGCUGAAGAGGUCGAAGUAGAACUAGCACCGCACUUUUAAUCUGACCAAUAACGGGGGCUUGAUACAUGUUUGUAUUCAAAAGGGCUGUGCCAACAAUCGAGGCAGCUAAAAUGCACCAGACACCUUUGGUAAUUGUCAAAGACCAUGUUUCUCACUUGGUGUAUUCCAUAUGCAUAAAAUACUAAA